CCAUACAUCAUCCCACCUUCUCCCACCUCCAAACCACACCUUUCGUCCUCGGGACACACCACCAUAUUCCCUUCUAUCACCAUCGCACCAAUCGUCCUGUUCUUCUUACUUGACAGGUCGUCGUUAAUUCCCGCCAAGAGGCCAUAAGUAAUCACUUCCCCCCUUUUCACAACGCUCCAGUUCUUGCACCGGUUGUAGCAAGCCGCCUUUCCAGCUUCUUCCUUCCUUCUUACACUCGUUGAACAACCCUUUCUGCGAUACGCUCGUUGUCUAUCACGACCGUUACGACCGACACUUCCACCAACACAACCACCACCAAAACCAGCAAUCAUGAAGGCUCUUAUUCUCGUCGGCGGCUUUGGCACUCGCCUUCGCCCUCUCACCUUGACCAUGCCCAAGCCCCUGGUCGAGUUCGGCAACAAGCGAAUGAUUCUGCACCAGAUCGAGGCCCUUGCGGCAGCCGGUGUUACCGACAUCGUUCUCGCCGUCAACUAUCGCCCUGAAAUUAUGGAGAAGUACUUGGCUGAGUACGAGAAGCAGUUCGGUAUCAACAUUACCAUCUCUAUCGAAAGCGAGCCCCUGGGCACUGCUGGUCCCCUGAAGUUGGCCGAGGACGUCCUCAGGAAAGACGACACUCCCUUCUUUGUCCUCAACUCCGACGUUACCUGCGAAUAUCCCUUCAAGGAGCUCGCCGCCUUCCACAAGGCCCACGGUGACGAGGGUACCAUCGUGGUGACCAAGGUGGAGGAGCCUUCCAAGUAUGGUGUCGUCGUCCACAAGCCCAACCACCCAUCUCGCAUCGACCGCUUCGUUGAGAAACCCGUGCAGUUCGUCGGCAACCGCAUCAACGCCGGCCUCUACAUCUUCAACCCCUCAGUUAUUGACCGCGUUGAGCUGCGGCCCACUUCCAUCGAACAGGAGACCUUCCCUGCCAUGGUCAGGGACGGUCAAUUACACUCUUUCGACCUUGAGGGCUUCUGGAUGGACAUCGGUCAGCCCAAGGAUUUCCUGACGGGUACCUGCCUCUAUCUUUCCUCCCUUACCAAGAAGGGCUCCAAGGAGCUCGCCCCCACCACUCUGCCCUACAUCCACGGCGGCAACGUUCUUAUCGACCCCUCAGCGAAGAUCGGCAAGAACUGCAGAAUUGGACCUAAUGUUACUAUUGGCCCCAACGUUGUCGUUGGCGACGGUGUCCGUCUGCAGCGCUGUGUGUUGCUCGAGGGAUCCAAGGUCAAGGACCACGCUUGGGUCAAGAGCACCAUUGUUGGCUGGAACAGCACGGUUGGCAAGUGGGCCCGUCUCGAGAACGUAACAGUUCUCGGCGACGAUGUCACCAUUGGCGACGAGAUUUACGUUAACGGCGGCAGCAUUCUGCCACACAAGACCAUCAAGGCCAACGUCGACGUACCGGCCAUUAUCAUGUAAACGAAGCCAUCUAGUCCUGACUUUCCGCGACCGUAACGAUGACGAGACGAGCUACCAUAAUCAUUCAUCUUAAUUUCUUCGAAAAAUAUACCACCUUUUUAAAUCUUUUCUCGACACCGCCAUACCUUUUUCACCUCUUCGACUUUUUACCUGCCUUACUUCUCUCUCGUGACUCGGCUCCUACCAUCUGUGCCGUUGCUGAAUGACGCAAAAAAGAAAUACAACCCUCCGGUCUCCUCCGCUUUCUCCCCUCUUCGAUCUUGAUAUUCUUCUCGGUUUAACGCAUUUUGUUUCAUCGUCCGCAACAAACGGAACCUGGCGCGGAAUGAUUUUACGGCGGAUGACUUCUCAAGAUGGUUCUCGAUACGCGGACCUGAAUCAUGCUAUACUGUAACGACAUUUUCUGAGCAUGUGGUAAUAUGGUAUGCGAGGCCGGAUUUGUUGCAUGCGAAUUUGUCCUUGGGGAGAGAAAGGACGACGCAUUUCCGGGAGGACUUGAAAAAAGGGCAUGGGAGAGCAAAAAGGAGUCUGGACUAUGGCAACGCUUGCUGAAAAGGUUCUGUUAUGCCAUAGCAUGAAAUAUGGGUCAUUGGGGUGGUCAGACAUGACCAUGCAAUUGACUCGCAAUUGAACAAUUCCACUCUCUCUCUCGAC
Neurospora tetrasperma FGSC 2508 is the source of this 2079-nucleotide messenger RNA. Its product is annotated as Mannose-1-phosphate guanyltransferase. The record is from RefSeq and is a predicted model, not a curated record. Gene Ontology annotation, biological process: cell wall mannoprotein biosynthetic process; GDP-mannose biosynthetic process. Lineage: Eukaryota; Fungi; Ascomycota; Sordariomycetes; Sordariales; Sordariaceae. Gene Ontology annotation, molecular function: mannose-1-phosphate guanylyltransferase (GTP) activity; GTP binding. Gene Ontology annotation, cellular component: cytoplasm. The transcript is spliced from 4 exons. The coding region runs from base 331 to 1425 and encodes 364 amino acids.